Molecule: messenger RNA, 2438 nt
Organism: Marmota monax (woodchuck)
Lineage: Eukaryota; Metazoa; Chordata; Mammalia; Rodentia; Sciuridae
Gene: Chka
Product: choline kinase alpha
Exons: 13
Coding region: 16-1407 (463 amino acids)
Biological process (GO): CDP-choline pathway; phosphatidylethanolamine biosynthetic process
Cellular component (GO): cytoplasm
Molecular function (GO): choline kinase activity; ethanolamine kinase activity
Source: RefSeq, a predicted model, not a curated record
GGCCGCCUGUCCGGCAUGAAGACCAAGUUCUGCACCGGCAGCGAGGCGGAGCCCUCGCCGCUCGGGCUGCUGCUGAGCUGCGGCAGCGGCAGCGCGGCCCCGGCGCCCGGCUCGGGGCAGCCGCGCGACGCUGCCGACCAGCCGGAGCCCAAGCCGCUGGGCAGCCGGCAGCCGCCGCUCGCGCUGCCCCCGCCGCCGCCGCCGCCGCCGCUGCCGCUGCUGCCGCCGCCGCCGCCGGCCGCCGAGCAGCCGGAUCCGCGCACGCGGCGCAAGGCCUACCUGUGGUGCAAGGAGUUCCUGCCCGGCGCCUGGCGGGGCCUCCGCGAGGAACAGUUCCACAUCAGUGUCAUCAGAGGUGGCCUCAGCAACAUGCUGUUCCAGUGCUCCUUACCCGACACCAUGGCCACGGUUGGCGACGAGCCUCGGAAAGUGCUCCUGCGGCUGUAUGGGGCGAUUCUGCAGAUGGUGUUUUUGAUAAAGCUGUGGAAUGGAAAGAGGUCCUGUAAUAAAGAGGGAUCCGAACAAGCUCAGAAAGAAAAUGAAUUUCAAGGGGCCGAGGCUAUGGUUCUGGAGAGCGUUAUGUUUGCCAUUCUCGCAGAGAGGUCACUUGGGCCAAAGCUCUAUGGCAUCUUUCCCCAAGGCCGAUUGGAGCAGUUCAUUCCGAGCCGGCGAUUAGACACUGAAGAAUUAAGUUUGCCAGAUAUUUCUGCAGAAAUAGCUGAAAAAAUGGCCACAUUUCAUGGUAUGAAAAUGCCAUUCAAUAAGGAACCAAAAUGGCUUUUUGGAACAAUGGAAAAAUAUCUAAAUCAAGUGCUGAGGAUUAAAUUUACUGGGGAAUCCAGAAUCAAACAGCUUCACAAGUUCCUCAAUUACAAUCUGCCUUUGGAACUGAAAAACCUCAGGUCACUGCUUGAAUCUACUCCGUCUCCAGUUGUAUUUUGUCACAAUGACUGUCAGGAAGGUAAUGUCUUAUUGCUGGAAGGCCGAGAGAAUUCUGAAAAACAGAAACUGAUGCUCAUUGACUUUGAAUACAGCAGUUAUAAUUACAGGGGAUUUGACAUUGGGAAUCAUUUCUGCGAAUGGAUGUAUGACUAUAGCUAUGAGAAGUACCCCUUCUUUACUGCCAACAUUCUCAAGUAUCCCACCAGGAAACAACAGCUCCAUUUUAUUUCCAGUUACUUGACUACAUUCCAGAAUGACUUUGAAAACCUCAGUAGUGAAGAAAAAUCUGCUAUAGAAGAAGACAUGUUGCUUGAAGUCAAUAGGUUUGCCCUCGCAUCCCACUUCUUCUGGGGACUUUGGUCCAUUGUACAGGCCAAGAUUUCAGCCAUUGAAUUUGGGUACAUGGAGUAUGCGCAAGCCAGAUUUGAUGCCUAUUUCGACCAGAAGAGGAAGCUUGGGGUGUGACUGGGGAGGAGCAGCCCUUCGCCACUGGACUGCGGGAGACCGUGAGCUGGGCCCUCUGCACUGUGACUGUGGCACCUGCAGCAUGAAGGCCCGGACAUCUCUGAACACAGAUAUGUAUGAUAAUGAAGACAUUAAAGUGGAGUGACAUUUAUCUCAUCCCUUGUUGACGAUCUCACUAAGACUUGGACGAGGUGGGGAAGCAGAGUGUAGGCAGUAGAGCAGUAGAUCAGCCUCUGAGCCCCGGAACCAGAGGCGGCCUUUCACGCCGGGCUGUGAGGCUUCCGGUGGGCACGGCCGCCAGCAGGAGCGGACAGCAUUGCUGCAGGUACUUCGGUUAAUGUUUUUUGGUUUUUUUAUUUUAAAUUUAUCAUUAAUAUACUGGUGAACGUUGUAACCAGGCUUCUUGUAGGUGACAAUGUGAUGUAGACACUCUUGCUCCCAAGGGACACGAGGGAGUGGACACACUGUGAAGUGGCUCCCCGGGCAGCAUGUUCCUCUGGGCAGAGCGGUGGCAGCUGGAGAAGCAGGCUACAUAGGAGCUGCCAGGAGCUCUGCGGGCAGAUGGCCACAGCCCUCCUGCGCCUGCUACAUAUGUUGAUACGUGGACGAGCUUCUCUAUGACUGGACAUGACCUGCACCUGCCCCUUCUGACUGGUGUGCUUUGUAAUUCUGGCUUCACAGUGUGGGGACCUCAGCCCCCAGCCUUUCCCUCCUUCCCUCUCCUGGCCACAGGCAGCCUCCAGGGAAUCCUUCCGCGUAGGCUGCUGCCCUGGCCUUGACCAGCAUUCCCAGCCCCAUCCCUCACCCUCACCCCCACCCCCACGUCCUGGUGUCACUCUGGGAGACAGCGGCACUGACGUGGGUUGUGGUGCAAUGGAGCAGAGCUGUGAAUCCAUGAGCAUUAGUGUCCAGUGGGUAAAUUUUAGCCGACUUUUUUUACUCUAAACUCUGAAUUGUUUUUGUGCAUAUAUUUCUGCUACCACAGAGACUGUACUACACAGAUAAAUAAUAAAAUUAAGACUCAGCCUCAA